UCUGCCAAGGGUUCUAUUGGUAUACCAGGUGUACCAGGCUUCCCUGGACAAAAGGGAGAGCCGUUUUCUGAAUUCAGACCAGGAGAAAAAGGGGAGAAAGGAGACACGGGACAUAUUGGCAGGCCUGGAAACGAUGGCCACCCUGGGUCUCCAGGACUGCGAGGUCUCAAAGGUGUCCAGGGCCCUCCAGGGGAUUCGGUGAGAACAUUUGGCCGUGGAAAUCUUUCCAGUUUUUUAGUAGAGAGGGAGCAAAAGGUUUUCCAGGUCCACCAGGGCUUUCGGGGAGACCAGGACCACAAGGAUACCCUGGAGCAGAGGGGUAUGGGCCUGCUGGACCUCCAGGAACCGAGGGCAAUUUGGGGGUACCUGGGUUCCCUGGGUCACCUGGAUUUCCAGGCCAGAAAGGAGAACCAGGCUUCAUUCACGCAAAAGGCCUUCCUGGACCACCUGGGUUUAAAGGUCAAGAAGGAUUACCAGGAAGGCCAGGUGACAAGGGGUCGCCGGGAAUCCCAGGUCUCCCGAGUAUCGGCCCUCCUGGUCUGCCAGGUCGACAAGGCCUUCCUGGUCGUCCAGGAGGUGAUGGUGGUUAUGGACUGCCAGGACCUAGAGGCCCACCAGGCCUUCCUGGAAAUGAUGGUGCUCAAGGGCCUGGAGGAGAUCCUGGAAUACCUGGCUCACCAGGGAAUCCGGGAUUACCAGGAAAUCCAGGGUCAUCGGGAGAAAAAGGACCGGAUGGGCUGCCUGGUGAAAAGGGAAACAGAGGAUUCCCUGGGUUUGGUAAACCUGGCCCUCCAGGUGAACCGGGUCAUCCCGGGCCAUCGGCACCAGGUGAACCUGGAGAAGUUGGUCCCUGGGGAGAUACUGGAAGUAUUGGAACAAAAGGACCAAGGGGAAAUACUGGAGCACCAGGGAGGCCUGGGGGAAGAGGAGUACCUGGCCCCCCCGGGAUACCAGGAGAUCCAGGCCUCCAAGGCAAUCCUGGUUCACCUGGAUAUCAAGGACCAAGAGGUUCAGAUGGACCUCAGGGAAGCAACGGAUGGUACCCAAGGCCCACCAGGAGGUUUUGGGCCUCAAGGUCCCAAAGGCAAUCAGGGACAGGAUGGCAUCCCUGGACCACCAGGAGAGAAAGGAGAUACAAUUGUGAUCGAGGGACCACCUGGUUCACGUGGUGACCCAGGUCAGCCAGGUCUUUCUGGCAAUCUUGGUUUGCCUGGCCCACCUGGUCUAGCAAUUCCCGGAUUAAGAGGAGACAGAGGACCUCCUGGAUCAUAUGGGGUCUCAGGCCCCAGAGGACCACCGGGAGGAGAUGGGGCAUGUUACCCCGGGGCUAAAGGAGACCGUGGACUCGAUGGCCAUGCGGGUAGGCCAGGCAUCAAAGGUGAACCAGGAUAUGGCAGGGUAAUAUAUGAACCAGGACCCCCAGGCUUACAUGGUUCUCCUGGCAACCCUGGGCCCCCUGGGAACACUGGACCAGUGGGACCACCAGGCCAAACAGGUCUCCCGGGUAUUAAAGGAGUCCAAGGUUCCAGCCCGGUGGGGCCAUCUGGAUUUACUGGGCACAAGGGAGACAAAGGAGCAUCAGGUUUGCCAGGUCAACCGGGCAGCUCUGGAGAUCCAGGCAACAAGGGCCAAAAGGGAGUACAAGGGGAAAGUGGCUAUGGCUAUGUGACCAGUUUCCUGAUUGCGCGACAUAGUCAGAGUACUCAGGUGCCUAGGUGCCCUGAAGGCACCACCCUUAUUUACGUUGGCUACUCCUUCCUCUUCAUCAACGGAAAUGAACGAGCUCAUGGUCAAGACCUUGGCACCUCGGGAAGCUGUCUGCCUCGAUUCUCCCCCAUGCCCUUCCUCUUUUGCGACACGGAGACAAACUGCCGCUACGCUUCUCGUAACGACUACUCCUACUGGCUGUCCACUGAUGCGCCCAUGCUUCCCUCCAUGGUUGCCUUGACAGGCGAGCAGCUCUCCUCCCACAUCAGCAGGUGCGCCGUGUGUGAAACUAGCUCGAAUGUCAUAGCGGUCCACAGUCAGACAACUCUGCUACCAGAAUGUCCCAGAGGCUGGGAGUCCCUCUGGAGUGGAUAUUCAUUUGUCAUGCAAACAGGUGCUGGUGCAGAAGGCUCUUCCCAACCUCUAGUGUCUCCUGGCUCGUGCCUUGAACAUUUCCGCCAAGUGCCAUUCAUAGAGUGUCACGGCAGGGGGACGUGCAACUACUACCCUGAUUCGUACAGCUACUGGCUGGCAUCCGUCCACCCUGACAUGUUUAGUAAACCCAUUCCCCAGACGGUGAAAGGACCUUCACGAGAAAACAUAAUUGGUCGCUGUCGGGUUUGCCGCAAGUAGUAGUAGCAACCUGAAAAAUGUGACGGAUGUACAAAUACUUUUGAGUGCACUUCACCAUGCUCUGGUGACAAUGUUUAGCUUCAUUUGGCCCGCCCCAGGAAGCAGCGUGUCGGGCUACAGUUAGGCUCAAAAUGAUUACACCUCUUCAUGACAUCAAAUGAAAUCUUGACGAGUGACGACGAGACCUCGACUGGACAUGCUCAAAGUUUGUUUGCGUUCACAGCAUGCAAGGGGCGGGGCCUUUUCGUAGUAUAUGGGCGGUGGGAGUUAAAGUACAAUUUACCUCAUGCAGUCCAUCAUCUUCAUUGCGCAAAUGUGCCUUGGACUGCAGGCAAUGAGAGGCGGCCCGAAAAGGUGCAUUUUUAUAGUUUUGGGAAGGUUAGAUCAGAAAAUCAAUCAGUAUUGAUUGAAACAGUUGUCAUUUACCUAAAGUACAUCUGCGUAAUAAUCAUGCUGUCUAACCAGCAUCUUGAAAUAGCACAUCUGUGAGGUGGAUUGGUAACUUGGCAAAGAAGUGCUCACAAACAGAAAAUGUUGGUCUGAAGAAACAUUUUGUUCUCUGUAUGAUGUACAAUUAAACCUAACAUUAUUCAUA
Messenger RNA from Syngnathus acus (greater pipefish), 2935 nucleotides. RefSeq names its product collagen alpha-3(IV) chain-like. Gene Ontology annotation, cellular component: basement membrane; collagen trimer. Lineage: Eukaryota; Metazoa; Chordata; Actinopteri; Syngnathiformes; Syngnathidae. The transcript has 19 exons. The annotation marks the transcript as partial. The record is from RefSeq and is a predicted model, not a curated record. Gene Ontology annotation, molecular function: extracellular matrix structural constituent.